Molecule: messenger RNA, 2365 nt
Organism: Mercenaria mercenaria
Lineage: Eukaryota; Metazoa; Mollusca; Bivalvia; Venerida; Veneridae
Product: sodium-dependent glucose transporter 1A-like
Exons: 4
Coding region: 362-1879 (505 amino acids)
Biological process (GO): transmembrane transport
Source: RefSeq, a predicted model, not a curated record
ACUUUACUAAAGAAACGUAAUACAAGGGCCAAGAAGCUGCAGAAUGCAUUAUAUUUAAGAUUUCUUCAGAUUUCUUCACAAUUCUCCUUUGUCCAUCAAAUGGGUCUGUUCAGUUCUCUGCCUUAUCUCUCUACUUAAAGAAAUCAGAUAAAGUCAUUGUACUUUAUCUGAUAGUGAGGUGCACUCCAAAUACAGUUUAAUAAAUGAAUAAUUGUGACAGGGUGACAUUUUUUUCUUAUAACGUGCUUUUGCCUUUAAAAGUGCGUAAUUGUCCUUAAUAUUUGUGAUAUGAAACAUUCGAAAUCAGCCUUCUUUUAACGGAUACACUAUGAUUUCUUUAAUUACGGAGAUUAAGUAACCUAUGAUGGAUUACAAUGAUGCAACAGAGGACAAAGUUUUAACAUGCUCAGAAGAUGUUUCCGAUAUCAAAAUUGAAUACGGAAGAGGUGAUAAUAAGGGUGGAAAAUUGCUCGGUAGAAAGGCUCCAGACGUGGCAUAUAGGCAUCGACUUUUUCACACAGCUUGUGUCUGGUUCACUAUUUUUGGACUGGGUUGGAGAAAUGCUCUGAUUGGACCUACUUUACCAGAUUUGAGGCUUAUCAUAAAUGAAGAUCUUUCAACUACAUCCUGGAUAUUCACCGCAAAAUCACUGGGAGGACUGUUUGGUUCAGUUUGUGGAGGUUUUGCCUACGACCGCUUCAACAAACUUGCCGUUUUCAUCUCAACUGUCCUUGCUAUGGGUGUUGUGGCUGCUAUUACUCCUUGGUGCUACCACCUUGCUGCAAUGCUUGUUGUGCACGCUUGUCAUGGGAUUUUCGGUUCUGCAGUUGAAACAGCAGCGAUAGCUGACAUGGCUGUUGUCUGGAAACAAGAUGCUGGACCUUACAUGCAAGCCGUGCAAUUUGCCUUUAGUGUCGGAGCAAUGGUGUCGCCUUUAAUUGCAGAGCCAUUUUUAGCCGAAAGAAUUAUCGUUGGCAACCGAUAUACCUCGGUACUUCCAAACUCCUCUGCUGAGGCAAUGCUAGAUCUGGAGAUGAUUGCACCAACAGCGAAUGUUGGGGAUAUCACUACGCAUACAGGACUGGGUGUCAAAACCGCUACGAUCGAAUACGGAAAAACUCGUGUUUACGUGCCGUAUAGUAUAACGUCUCUUGUUUGCUUCAUGUCGGCUUGCUUAUAUUUACUCGUUAGCUUCGUUUAUGGUAAUGUUUAUAGGAACUCGCUAAAUGAGUCCCCUGGAAGAAAAACAAAUAUAGGUACAUGCCCAAAACGACAUUUCCUGAGCAAGAAAAUGAAAGUAAUGUUUACUGUACUUUUAGCAUUGGCAAUUCUGUUUUAUGUUGUAAGUGAGCACUGUUUUAUAGGGUUUCUUAUGACUUUCGUCAUAUCAGAAAUAGAGUGGAGUAAAGCUAAGGGAUCCACUGCCUCGUCUGCUUUUUGGAUUGCUUUUGCAACUGGACGUUUAUCUGGAAUAAUACUUGUAAAAUUUGUUAAUAUUUCUAUAAUGAUUCUUAUAUUUUCCUCAAUUUUAACUUUGGGCGCUGUACUAUUUUUUCUCGCUGUGAUGUUUGGUAAAACAUUUCUGGUUUGGGUAUCUGUGGGUGUUAUUGGCUACGGGAUGUCUGUCAUUUUUAGUUUAGUUUUCUCGUGGCUAUCUCAAAACAUUAGAACUCUUACAGGUAAAAUGACGAGUAUAUUCUUUGUUUUCAUGUGCAUUGGAACUAUGGUGAUACCAAUAUUAGUCGGAUACCUUAUGGAUAAGAUUUCACAAAUGUGGUUCAUCUAUUCGCUCUUAAUUUUGAGCACCGCCAUGUUUGUGUGUUUUAUAUUAGCUCUUGUAUCUUUCUGUCUGGUGAAGAAAGGAAAAAUCGAAAGUUAGGUUAAGAAUAUCAAAUAUAGGUCAUGCAUUAGAAAGUUAGAAAGAUAAUGAAAAUAAGACUUUUAGCCGUAGUGGUAGAGAUCAGACGUCGCAGGUUUGAAUCUCGUCAAGUACGGGAUUUGUCUGCAGCUCCCCUGAUUCCUUUAUUUGUCAGAUUAUCUUACGGAGUGAUUUUAAAAUGUUGAAGUAUUAAUAAAAUUAUGCUUUAUUUCAUUCUUUGUACUUAUAUUGUGAAUGAUCAGUGUAAAGUCUUGUAUGAUGUUUUAUGGUCUUUUUUAAUAUUAUUUUUUUUAAUUCUCGGGGUCAUACAGAUAUUAUUAUGUUAAAGUUGUUAACAUCUCAGAUCUAUAUUGUUAUACCGAUUAUCACGUAUGGGUAAUUCCCUGUUACCGUUACUGAAACGUUUAUAGGUUAUAACACACUAAAUAGUUGUUGUUCUUUGGUAGCAGAUGGCGGUUUUUUCUAGUACUUCGGACUUCCGAGCGA